Molecule: messenger RNA, 743 nt
Organism: Chinchilla lanigera (long-tailed chinchilla)
Lineage: Eukaryota; Metazoa; Chordata; Mammalia; Rodentia; Chinchillidae
Product: EKC/KEOPS complex subunit LAGE3-like
Exons: 3
Coding region: 86-538 (150 amino acids)
Cellular component (GO): EKC/KEOPS complex
Source: RefSeq, a predicted model, not a curated record
GCUUCUCAGUUGCCUCCUUAAAUCCGGUACACUGCACUCCUCAACGCGGUCGAGGAACGCUCUGAGGGGACGAGGUCGAGCGGCCAUGCAGGCCCCUGGUGGCGGCGCGGAUGGAGCGGAGGGCAACAGCAGUGACCAGCGAGGCGCAAGUGUCUCCGGUGGCGCGGGAACCCACACAACAGCCUUUUCACGGGUUGUCCAGAUACCUCAUGGCCCAUGGCCCUUUGGGCAGAUUGUGCUCAUGGGACGCAGCACAGGGACGCAGCGGCAUGAGUUCACUGUCAGGGUGCCUUUCGGAUGUCCCAUAGAGGCGGAGGUCGGCCGAACAUCCCUGGCUAUAUUGGGGGAAAACCCUGACGUUUACAGGGUGCUCAGCGUGGCUGGCAGCGUCCUGACUGUGACAUGGGUGGCCCAGGACCGGCGACGCCUACAGACAGUGUUCACUACCUUCCUUAACGACCUCGCCCUCCUCUUACGGACCAUGCGGCGUUUCGGGCCCCUAUUUCCCCCCGAAUCUCUGCUAGGGAAAGGGGGUUGAGGUCCAUGCUCCCAUACCACACAGUGCAUCCCUCCCUAGGCCCUAAAUUCCUGCAUGUAUUGCCAUGUCCUUGUUGAACCCUAACUUUUUUUGCCUUUGUUAGUUAUUCAUUGGGUGCUCGGGGCCCACUUGUUUAGUGUCCCUGUUGCUGGACACAAGACAAGACUGAAUGUGUGUCACUUCAUAAAAUAAAGUUGAGCAAUGA